Colletotrichum phormii is the source of this 1341-nucleotide messenger RNA. Its product is annotated as CFEM domain-containing protein. NCBI's taxonomy places the organism in Eukaryota, Fungi, Ascomycota, Sordariomycetes, Glomerellales, Glomerellaceae. The transcript has 4 exons. The coding region runs from base 1 to 1341 and encodes 446 amino acids. The record is from RefSeq and is a predicted model, not a curated record.
AUGUCGCAGGCCGUGGCGGCGCUAAUCCACGCGGCUCAGUUGAGGGACACGAGCAGCACCUCAGCGGCGCUGCCUCCCAUCACCGACGACUACCCGUACCCUUACUCGUCUCUGCAACAUACCGGUUUCUUUGUGCUCUUCUUCUUUCCGACGAUUGCUCUUCUAGUAGUAGGCCUACGGGUAUACAGUCGAGUCACGACUAAACAGUUCGGCUGGGACGAUGGCUUGAUAUGUUUCGCAAUGGCAGAUUCCAUGGCCGAGACGGCAGCAUCAUACAUGGGAAUGCGGUUAGGCUUCAUCGGCAUCCACGUCUACGAUAUACCUCUAGAAGCCGACAGCCGCCUCGGCAGCCUCUGGAACUACAUCAUACAGCUGCUGUACAACCCGAUCCUAGCCAUCGUCAAGACGUCGGUGCUCAUGUUCCUGCUGCGGCUCAGCGGCCAGAAGAGGUCGGUCCGGUACGCCAUCCACGCGCUCAACGUCUUCAACAUUGCGCUCGGCAUCGCCAUCUUCACGACAAUCAUCCUCCAGUGCCAGCCCAUCAGCUACUUUUGGGAAAAGGCGGGCCGGAACCCGCCGACGGAGGGCAAGUGUAUCGACAUGGCCGCCUUCUACGUCAGCACCGCCUCCCUCACCAUCUUCACCGACGUGCUGGCGCUGGCCUUGCCAUUCUGGAUCUUUCUCGGGCUGAAGAUGCCUCUCCGCAUCAAGAUGGCGCUCCUUGCAGUCUUUGGUCUCGGAGCUGUUGUCACUGCCGUCAGCGUCCUCCGCCUCGCAUGGCUAAUCGAGAUAUCAUACCACAUCAACCAGCAAGACCCGACCUACGACAUCCGCUUCACCUACUCAGCCGUCGAGACGAACCUAGCCAUCAUCACGGCCUCGGCCCCGGCGCUGCGCGGCCUCUUCCUCCGCUGGUUCCCCAAGUUCUUCGCCUCCCUCAAGAGCUCCUCCAACGGCCGCUACGGGGGCGGCUACAACCGCAGCGGCGACCCGACGAAGAAGUCCCGCAACACGGUGGCAACGGCGACGGCGACCACUGGCACCAGAGGCCGCUCGAAUACCACGCGCAACGCCGCCGACGCCUUCCAGCUCAAGAGCAUGAAGGGCCGGUCCGAGAUCCGGGGCCACUCGCCCACGACGAGCGAGGAGGAGAUUAUGACGUACGACGGCAUCAUGCGCACGACGGAAGUGAAUAUCGUGUACGACGAACGACGGGAUUCGACGCCGCGAGGGGGUGGUGGGAGGAGAGAUGCUGCGCCUAGGGAUACGGGGGCUGGAGUUCCUGGUAAACGCGAUUACGACGCAAAGCUAUAUUCGACGACAAGCUCGGGAAGUUUCUGA